AUGUAGACCCUAAUUCAAGAGUCUUUUUGCUAUUCUCUGGUGUGCUCUGUUCUGUUCUGCUCUAUUCUAUCCUUUUCUACUUCCAAAAUCCUCUGUUUUUUCUUCCAUGAAUUCACUUUCUUUAACUUCCUUCCUUUCCAUACCCUCAUCACCAUGCAACUUCCAUUCCUUUCUUCAAUCCAAGCACCAACCUUUUACUUACAAUCUCCGUUCCACUGCUCUUACUCUCUCUCCAAUUUCUCUCACACCAAAACCCUCUUUGCGGCGAGCCACUGACUCAAACAUCGACGCGCCCAUUUCUCUGCCGGAGGGGGCGUCUUUUGUUUCCAUCCCAGAAAUCGUGGAGAAGGACUGGUCCGUGCUCGAUUGCUUCGAACAGCGAAGCGUGGAGCGCAUUGUGUCUGCGGGGAAAGUCCAAGAGGGUUCGAGGGUUUUGGUUUCAACUGGGUCUGAAGACUUUGUGGAUUCCUUGGUGGGGUUGACUUCCUCUCUGUUUGUUGUCCAUGACUCGCUUCUGGUGUUGGCCUGCAUCAAAGAGAAAUAUGACAGGGUUAAGUGUUGGCAAGGAGAGAUUGUACAUGUUCCGGAAAAGUGGGCUCCUUUUGAUGCCGUCUUCCUUUAUUUUCUUCCCGCGUUACCCUUCAAGCUUGACCAAAUUCUCGGAUCUUUGGCUGGGAAAUGUGCUCCAGGUGGAAGAGUGAUUAUCAGUCAUCCUAAAGGGAGAGAAGUAUUAGAACAGCAACGACAACAGUACCCAGAUGUAGUGGUUUCUGACAUACCUGAUAAAACAUAUUUGCAAAGUGUUGCAGCAGCUCACUCUUUUGAUGUAGCUGAAUUUGUGGAUGAACCUGGCCUAUAUUUAGCCGUUUUGAUCUACUCCAGGACUUAAUGCCCAGAGUAUACACAUUUUUAUUGAACUUCUUGUAUGAUGAUUUCCUUUUUUUGUCUUAUAACUUGAAUUUUUAGAUUAAAAGUUAUCAAAUGAUAAAAUGUGAUCUUUUGCUCGCUUGUAAAAUCUUGCAUUGCGAUUGGAACGUUUGUGUCUAUCAAACUCUUCCAUCUCUUUAAAAGACUCACUUCAAAAGUUACGAAAGCCUCAGAAGCUCAACCAAGACCACCUUCCUCCAUUCAAUCCAAAUCAGACAGACACCGAGGGUCAUCAUCGAGCAACAUAAGAAGUUGUCGGCUUUGUCACCAAGAUGUGGUGGCUUUCUAGAGCUUGUAUCAUACAAGUAUGUUGCCGAUGAGAUCAACUAGCUCUAGUGGUUGAAGGGUAGAAGAUGCUGAUACUGGUUUGUGCUAGAGUUCCAGCUAGUCUUGUUUGAUUUUGGGACUCUAAGACUUUGUUCACUUGAGUAGAUUUGGAAAAGAGUAAUUGAGAAGAUUUGAAGGUACUUUUUUUUGUUGUUUAUUUGAA
Messenger RNA from Vigna radiata var. radiata (mung bean), 1417 nucleotides. RefSeq lists its product as uncharacterized. Bases 107 to 889 code for a protein of 260 amino acids. The record is from RefSeq and is a predicted model, not a curated record. The transcript is spliced from 2 exons. NCBI's taxonomy places the organism in Eukaryota, Viridiplantae, Streptophyta, Magnoliopsida, Fabales, Fabaceae.